Molecule: messenger RNA, 600 nt
Organism: Temnothorax curvispinosus
Lineage: Eukaryota; Metazoa; Arthropoda; Insecta; Hymenoptera; Formicidae
Exons: 3
Coding region: 1-600 (199 amino acids)
Source: RefSeq, a predicted model, not a curated record
AUGAUUACAAAUAACAAAAAAACUGGCAGAAGUAGAGCAACAUGUCCAUAUGAAACAGAAUUGACGGAUUUAAUUGGGAGUAAACAUAAUAUUGAACCUCUAAUCACAUCUGGAAAUAAAGGCACAAUACUGAGAACUGACAGAACUACACCUACAUUCACUAGUGGUGUAUCUGAAACAGAAAAUAUACCGACAGGAAGUAACGCAUCAGCCAGUCAAGAUAUUUCAAUAUUUGAAUCGGGAACAACCAACCAAGAAUCAAUGCCAAUAGCAACAACACCAACUAUGUCUAAUCAGUCUAAUCUACAAAACACACUUUCUGUUGAAGAAAUGCAAAGCAGAAACAAGAGGCAAAUGGGCACAACAGCAAAAGUAUUGCAAAUGUGUCAAGAAAGUAUGAAAGAACUGAUAGAACGUAUUCAAGAAGAAAAGCACGAUAAAAUUGAAAGAGAAAAAGAGAUAUUAACGGAAUAUAGACAAAUGAGACAAUCGUAUGAAAAAUAUUUAGACAAAGUACAGGAGCAAUUGAUAAUUGCAAACAAAAUGAGAGAAGAAAGAAAUAAUUUAUUAAAAGCUUAUCUCGAUAAGCAAACUAAAUAA